GAAUCCUAGCCUCGUUGUCAGUUUCCCUGCACUAAGAGUCUAAGAGCACAGAUCCAAUUCAAUCUUCCUCAAAUUCCAUAUUCUCAGAUCUUUAACGCCAAACAGAUGCCGGGGAAGGCUGACGUGAGGCGGUCGGUGAUGUUCCGGUCGGCGGUGUUCGUGGUGUUGCUGUGUGGUUUGAGUAAUGUUCCGGCAGGUGACGCCAUAUGGUUGAAUGUUCCUCAGACCGGAACUAAGUGUGUCUCCGAGGAAAUCCAGAGCAACGUCGUCGUUUUGGCUGACUACGUCGUUGUUACCGAGGAUCACGGUCACAUACAUACCAUUUCUGUCAAGGUGACAUCCCCUUAUGGGAACAAUCUUCAUCACAAGGAGAAUGUGACCCAUGGUCAAUUUGCAUUCACAACUCAGGAGGCUGGCAACUACCUAGCAUGUUUCUGGUCCGAGGGCCAUUACCAAGGACCUGGAGAACUUAGCGUCAACAUUGACUGGAAAACUGGCAUUGCAGCUAAAGACUGGGAGUCAGUGGCCAGAAAAGAAAAAAUUGAGGGUGUUGAGCUCGAGCUGAGGAAACUCGAAGGUGCAGUGGAGGCCAUUCACGAGAACUUACUCUAUCUGAGGGACAGAGAAGCGGAAAUGAGGGCUACAAGCGAGAACACAAACGCUAGAGUCACAUGGUUCAGUGUCAUGUCUUUGGGUAUUUGCAUUGCGGCUUCGAGUCUGCAAAUUUGGUACUUGAAGCAAUACUUUCAAAAGAAGAAGCUCAUCUGAAGUUCUAAACACGUUGAUUGGUAGGAGAGAAAAUUC
This is a messenger RNA of Hibiscus syriacus, 804 nucleotides long. RefSeq names its product transmembrane emp24 domain-containing protein p24delta3-like. NCBI's taxonomy places the organism in Eukaryota, Viridiplantae, Streptophyta, Magnoliopsida, Malvales, Malvaceae. The transcript is spliced from 4 exons. Gene Ontology annotation, biological process: intracellular protein transport; endoplasmic reticulum to Golgi vesicle-mediated transport; Golgi organization. The record is from RefSeq and is a predicted model, not a curated record. Gene Ontology annotation, cellular component: COPII-coated ER to Golgi transport vesicle; Golgi apparatus; endoplasmic reticulum-Golgi intermediate compartment. The coding region runs from base 106 to 768 and encodes 220 amino acids.